This is a messenger RNA of Nymphalis io (European peacock), 5489 nucleotides long. RefSeq names its product 5-hydroxytryptamine receptor 1-like. Gene Ontology annotation, cellular component: membrane. Lineage: Eukaryota; Metazoa; Arthropoda; Insecta; Lepidoptera; Nymphalidae. Bases 872 to 2593 code for a protein of 573 amino acids. The transcript is spliced from 5 exons. The record is from RefSeq and is a predicted model, not a curated record. Gene Ontology annotation, molecular function: G protein-coupled amine receptor activity. Gene Ontology annotation, biological process: adenylate cyclase-activating adrenergic receptor signaling pathway.
UUCCAAGUUCGAUGGACGUCCGUGUCACUCGUAUUAAACCAUUCGCUAUGCAAGCGAAAACACGAAGAUUUAUAAUGAAAUGGCCCUUAUAAAUAUAUUGUAUAUAUUAGUGAAGUGUUGUGGUGGUUAAUAAAUUGUGACUUAUAUUUGGAAUUGUUUUUUUGAACUUGAAUUUAACUUUGUAGAAAAAAAUAAGUUUAUAAUAAAUUUUAAACUUAGUUCAAGUUGUAGGAGAUAAUUAUGUGAAUUGGAUUUUAAGCAGUUUUUAAGACAACUGGACAAGAAGGUGAAUACAAAGUCGACGGUACAGCUUAAAAAAUAAAUUGAACAAGUAAUCUGAUCUUAUCGCGGUUUCUACAUUCGUAUCCAUGGAAAUCCAUUGGUGACUAAAUAAAAUAUACGUGGAAAAAUGAAAUGAUUGGAGAUUUUUUUCACCAAGCGCUGACACUAAUGAAGCAAUCCGCAGACGGGAUAUUGAACUAGUAGCUACUCCAAGCGCUUUUCCAGUGCAAUAAAACAACAAGACCCAACCAAAGAAAGGAACAACCGAAACCAAACUCUAUUCACCAAUAGAAAAGAACCAUUUUUCUUAAAUAAAAACAUACAAUCCAAUGGCUCAGCUCGCAAUUGGAAGGGCAAUCCUGGCGAUAUGUCAAUUAAAGCCCAUUCUAUAUUGUAAUCAAUUGCGCCAUUCUAAAACGAAACAGCUUCAUGACAAUGUCGUUUUUCAAACUUGAUUUGUAAUUUUUUUUGGAUUUUAAUUUGAAUGUAAAUCCAAGUAGAUUAAAGGAAUAUACAAAGAAGAUAAUAAACCCGAUGCAUGGUAACGAUAAAGAAACGAUAUUAAUCGUCACCCAAGCCAGGGACUCGUAUGGCGGCUCAAAAUCAUAAUUUCCACUGUUCACGGCCUAGCUUCGUUACUUUACCUUCGUGUCUUCUCAUACUCGUAUCUUUAUUAUUGCAAGCUGAUUUUGCAUUUUCCAUUGAUUACAACGAUUCAACCCUUUCGGGUUAUAAUAUUACAAACCCGAAUACAACAAUAAAUUGGACGCUGUACGACACUAAUGCAACAAUUAUAAAAAACUCACAUAUAAAACAUACUAAGUACUCCACGCUUGUAACUGUUCUUCUAACAGCUAUUUUCAUGAUAGUUAUCUUUGGAACUAUAGUAGGCAAUAUUUUAGUUUGCGUUGCCGUUUGCUUAGUACGAAAAUUGAGAAGACCUAGCAACUAUUUAAUUGUAUCGUUAGCUGUAAGCGAUCUCUGUGUCGCGACUAUGGUAAUGCCAGUAGCUAUGGUUUAUGAUUUAAUGGGAUCGUGGCCGUUUGGACCGGUGGUUUGUGAUUUCUGGGUAUCCAGUGAUGUCUUGUCUUGUGCGGCGAGUAUAUUGAAUUUAUGUAUGAUAUCUGUUGAUCGAUAUUACGCAAUUACAAAGCCACUAGAAUACGGUGUGAAGAGAACACCAAAACGUAUGCUUUUUUGCGUUUUUAUUGUUUGGAUGAGUGCUGCUUUUAUAUCCUUGCCGCCUGUUUUAAUAUUGGGUAAUGAGAAAACAGAAACUUCAUGUUCAGUGUCUCAAAACCAAGGAUAUCAAAUAUAUGCAACGUUUGGUUCUUUUUAUUUACCGUUAACAGUAAUGGUAGUAGUAUACUACAAAAUAUUUAGCGCUGCUCGAAAAAUAGUUAAGGAUGAAAGACGCGCACAGUCGCAUCUAGAAACACAUUGUUAUUUGGAAAUUAAUGUUAAGAAUGGCGGUGCAGCUGAAGCGAAGCUGUUGGGCAGCCAGCCUGCCCAACCACCUCCUCCUACGCGAGGCUCAACUGCAAGCACGAACACAACGUGUAGUAUAGACAAAACUGAAAGUUCAAUGGGAAAAUGCUUCACAGGACAACGAAAAUCAAACGAGUCACAAUGUCCAAUGCUACAACAUUUACCAAAGACACCCACUAAGCCUAUACACACAAUAAAUCGACCAAACUCGCAAAUGGGUCCCGUGCCGGAAAUUAAACACCCACCCAAAGAAAAUAGACGAAGGCAAUCUUCGGAAAGUAGUAACAAAUUAAAUACGAGUCGAAUUCGAUCAUCAUUAUCGAGUUUCGCUCAAAAAAGUCACUUUGCGAAGGAUCUUUUACAACCGACUCAUUCGCCGCACCAGAAAAAGCUACGUUUUCAGCUCGCUAAAGAGCGUAAAGCGUCCACUACACUUGGCAUAAUUAUGUCAGCGUUUAUUAUUUGCUGGCUGCCGUUCUUCGUGCUCGCUCUGAUAAGACCAUUUGUUAACGAAGAUACGAUUCCCGAUGCUGUCAGUGCGCUAUUUCUAUGGCUAGGCUACAUUAACAGUCUUCUUAAUCCAAUAAUAUACGCAACUCUGAACAGGGAUUUCAGAAAGCCAUUCCAGGAAAUACUUUUCUUUAGAUGUUCAAAUUUGAAUCACAUGAUGCGGGAGGAAUUCUAUCACAGCCAAUACGGAGGGCCUGAUCAGCAUUACUGUGUAAAUAACUCGUCUAGUAAACUUGCAAACUAUGAGGAGGGCGUUGAAAUAGUUUCCGCUGUGGAUAGGGAGGAGACGAGGGCCUCAGAAAGUUUUCUAUGAUCGUCAAUGCAAAUGGUCGAAUGUAAAGACCUGGAUACUGUGAUUUAAUAAAGACUUAUAAAAAAUCAGUGUGUUAUUGUGCUAACAUAUAUUAUACUUUUAGUAAUGGUUAUAAUAACUAAUAUAUAACAAACUACUAUCAAAUAUAUAACAAACUAGUCGUGAUCAUAUUUAAUAAAAAAUCGCUUCUUUUCACAUAUUCUGUUUGAUGAAAUUUUCGUGUACAUACAUGAAUAAUUUUUAUUUGUAGUCAAGUGUAGAUAAUUUUGUCUCUAGUAUUCGAUCAGUUACCUAAUCAAAGAUAUUUAUGUAAUACAUUAAAUAGGGUAAUUUAUAUUUUGGAAUGACCAAAGAGUCCUUAGUUGUAUGUAGUUGACAAGAAUUUAUAAAAAAAAACUGUUGUGAAUUUAUUAAUCUUGGUAUUAUUUUGUAUUAUAAUGUUGUGGAUGAUGUACUGACAAAUUAUGAUAGGAGCCAGUAUUACAUGUGAUAGUAGAAAUAGUCAGUUCGUUUUGUUUAUCGUAUGUAGUGAAUAAUUUGCGUUAUUUUGUAUAACUUUUGCCCAUUUAGUAUACGAUUAUACUUAUUUUCAUUUUUAAAUAUUAUUUAAUGUAUUUAUCACAAUAUUAGUAUGAACAAUGGCACUGCCAGCUAAAGUAAUAAAUAUUUUAUAAUUAUAACAAAUAAAUUUAAGUAAUUACCAAAAAAUACAAUUCAAAUUUUUAAUUGGUGUUCUAGUUUAAUGUAAAAUAAAAAUGAAUAAUCAUUUAUUAAUGUGUAAAUACAGUGCCGUUGAAAAUAAAAUAAAAUUCUCAAGAUAUCCUCGUACUUUUUUUGGUACAGUUAGUAUAAAUAUUAAAUAAUAAUUAAGCACUUUACCUCUAUUCACAAAAUUAGAUCAUUCUAAAUUAAGUAUAAAAAUAACGAUUUAGUAUUGAUGCUAACUAUACCAAGGCUGUUCACAUACUAUAUAAUUUGUUAUGAUAAUUUUGGUUGUGUAAAUAUAAACAUAAAUAUUUCUUUUUAAAUUUGGAAUUGUAUUUAAAAAAUAUAUUAAAUAUUUAUUUAAGGUAUUUUGUUUCAGGCUAAUGUUUCUUUUCAGUUUUGGCAUUUAUACUUUGACAUAUUAUUAAAAAAAUAUAUAUAAUAUUAAUAAGUAGAACAAAAAGGAAGUAUUGUAAAUAUCAUUAAUAAUAAAAACAAUAUAAUAAUAUAAAAUGUAAAUAAAAUAUUAUUAUUAAGAUGAACAUACAUCAGAUACCGUGUGGGGAAACUACGCUUGGAAAAAAAAAUUAUUUGACUACAUUUCGAUGUUGUAUUGAAGAUGUAAAAUUUCUUUGAUGUAGUUUCUUUCAAUAGAAUAUUGUAAUCAUGUGUCCACAUAUAGUUAGAUUAACAUUUGUUGCCACAAAGUGGAAAAUAGUAUCAAUGUUCAUGUAAUGAAUGUACCAUUAUACGAAAAUGAUUUUAUCGCCGAUCUUUAUAAUAUAAUUUGUUCAACGAAAACAACGUAUACCAUCUUAAAGUAUGUUUUAUCAUUAUUUUAAAAUCAUCAUUAGAAUAAAAUUUAUAUAUAGCUAGGUAAUAAAUAGCCAAUGUUUUGGACAUUAUCCAAUAUAUAUUUUCUUUUGAAAUGACCUACAUUAAAAAUAACGCGUUUAUAAUUAACGCGUUAAUAAUUUUCGACUUCGUACAUUUUAAUGUUAUAAUUAAUGUAAUGUUUCGAAAUUAUAAAAACUUAUUCUGUUAUAUCUUUAAUUCGAGUUCGUUCAUUUGUUUUUUAUUUUUUAAUAAGAUCGGUGGAUUGAUAUUGUGUCGAUUAAAGCUUUUAGCAAUUUCCGACGUAACUUCAUCACUUCUAUAUGUAAGUAAAUAUUUAAGAUGAUAAAUAUUAAAAUAUAUAAACUAUUCUAACACAGAUAAUUUGGUCCAAUAUCUAGUCAGAUAUAAUAAAUUAUUACAUCAAAGUCGAUUGUACAUAAACCAAAGAUUCGUGUAUGUUCUAACAAUAUGCCACCCAAAAAUUACCUUCAGAAUAAUAUUUGCAUUUAUAUAAAGUUAUCUUAAACCAAUAUAAUUAAAACAAUUAAACCAAUAUUUGUAUUUUUCAUAAAAUAUGUUUACAGAUGAUAUCAUUAAACGUAUUAAUGUAUAUUAAUCAAAAUACUAAGCAAGUGUAAUUGCUUUGAUUAUAAUCUUAAUAAAGUGCAAUAUUUCUUUAUAUAAUGUAAGAGGCCUAUGAUUUAUUAUCAUAAAGGGGAAUUAUUAUUAUAUGUAGCAGUAAAUAAUGAUCAUUAUUAUUAACAUAACGAUGCAAGCUAUUUCGUUUUUGUUUUAAUUUCAUUUAGAAAAAUAAUGACAUAAAAUGAAUACAAAAAUAAUAAAAAAAUAUGUACGUUUUAGUAUUAUUUGUUUUUUCAAAUCAUUAAAAAAUGCUGUUAAUUGAAUGUAUUUUAAUAUAAUAACUUUCUUUUUUUAUACUACAUAAUCAUGCUUGACCUCGACUUUAUUAAUUUUUUGUCUUCAGACUUCAAAAUGAUUGAUCAACUUACAGAAUAGUAAGCAAAAUACUGGUACCUUAAUAACUUCCGAAUCGAGAAAUAAUAUAAAUAAAAUAAUAUAAAAAUGUACUCCUUCAAAUUUAAAUAUUUUCAAAUACAGAAAAUUCCAAUUUCUGAGUUGUCCCCUGGACUCUUUUGCUCUAUGUAUAUGCCUUAGUAAAUAACAUUUGAGACGUUCAUUUAUAUACUUUUUAUCAUAGUCAUAAGUAUUUUUAAAUACCACCAAAUAUUAUCAUGAACAUGUAACAUAACGAAAUAGCUUAAAAUAAUGAAACAAAAAUAUAUGAAAGAGCUCUUAUAGUACAAAUAUUUCUUUUAUUUUUAAACAAUAUGAU